Molecule: messenger RNA, 1965 nt
Organism: Penicillium odoratum
Lineage: Eukaryota; Fungi; Ascomycota; Eurotiomycetes; Eurotiales; Aspergillaceae
Exons: 1
Coding region: 1-1965 (654 amino acids)
Source: RefSeq, a predicted model, not a curated record
AUGGGAAGCUUGCUAAUUCGAGGAUGGGUCCUCGUCGCAUUGGCUAUGCAAAGCUUUGCUUCCGCAAAGACCAUUACUGAGACAACGACUGCUGACCCAGUCGCAGUUGUGACUGUCCAGCCAACUACGACUCCCACUCCCCAGGCGACUCACCACCACCACCACCAAAACCACCACAUUCAUUGGACUUAUAUUUCCAGGGCCUUACCUAGUCGCAAAGCUUGCAGCGUUCGUUCAUCAUCUGUUCCCUCUUCCAGGGCAACACUGGCAUCCUCUGCUAUCGUGGUAUCAUCGUCUUCGGCAGCGAUUAGUACUUCUACUCCUUACUCUAAGCCGGUGCCCACUCACUCUGUGCAUCAUCAUCAUCACCAUAGUCACCAUUGGACUCAUACUUCUCUAUCGCGGCCACACCGCACUGCAUGCUCAUCUUCCAAGCCCAUUGCCAUCUCGUCGUCGUCGGCUCCUACUUCGACACCUCUCCACCAGACGACAGCCAGAACUUCUGUGCCAGGAUCCGUUGCCUCUGGAAACCCUCAACCAUCUGGAGGAGUGCCUGCCCAGUCGGGUAACCCUCUCCCAGAGACUACAGUUACUCCCACAGGCUCUGCUCCUGCAGGCUCUACGGCUCAGUCGACUACUUCCACAAUUGUCUCUACUCGGACCGCUACCAUCGCAGCUUGUCCUUCAGCGACCCCCAACUGCCCGCCAUCUUCCAAGACUACGUUUGUGACCACCGAGACUGUGGUCGUUUCGACGACAGUCUGUCCGGUGGCCGAUGCCACCCAGACUACAUCCCUUCUCACAGGUGGACAACCAUCUGUGAAGCCGGAGGGACCUGAGUUUACUAUCUCUACCAUCUUCAGCACCCGCACUGCCACUAUCACUGCCUGUCCCUCUUCUGUCACCAACUGCCCUGCGCGGUCCAAGACAACAUUCCUGACAACCGAGACCAUUGCGGUGACCACAACGGUCUGCCCGGUCGCUGAUGCCACUCAGACCACAUCUCCUUCCAUUUCAGGAGGCGAAGCUGCUACAAAGUCUGAGGAGCUUGGAUUUACCACUUCCACCGUCUUCAACACCCGCACUGCUACUAUCACUGCCUGCCCAUCUUCCGUUACUGACUGCCCUGCGCGAUCAAAGACAACGUUUGUUACCACUGAAGCUAUUGCUGUUUCCACAACAAUCUGCCCCAUAACCGAGGCUGCCGGUGCUACUCAGACCUCGUCUGUUUCAGGAUCCACAGGUGAAGGUGCUGGUGCACAGGGCAAUGGAAAUGGAGGCUCCGAGUCAACUAUUUCCACUAUCUGGACCACCAGAGUCGCGACUGUCUUGGCUUGUCCAGCAUCUGUGACCAACUGUCCCCUGCGCUCCAAGACAACCUACUUGACCACCGAGACCGUGGCUAUAGGGACUACUGCAAUUGCUGCGUCCGCACAGGCAACAUCUCCCUCCGAGGGCGCCACAGUCACCACUCAGGUUGUCGGUGUGGAUUCUCAAGCCACGGAAUCAGUUUCGGCUCUCCCUAAGACCACCGUCGAGGCUUUAUCUGGAUCUUCCCGUGCAACUGGUGGCCAGUCAAGCUCUGGCUCUGGCUCAGGCUCAGGAGUGGCUGCAGUAUACACCGCUCUCUACACUGUCGAAUCAUGUGGCAGCAGUGAUACUUGCACGCAGUACGUCAAAACUGUUGUGAUGACGCAGCCCAACGUCGCCCAACCCACAAUGACCUCCUCCCUGGCUAAGACGAUGUAUGGCUCCGGCAUUGGCGGCAUUCCUACUGCUUCUGCCUCCUCGGCACACAUGGGACAACAGGGUAGCCAGAGCGGUGGAGUGAGUACAGGUAGCGCUUCAAGCACGAGUAGCGCGGCGUACGCUGUCUACACUGGCGCUGCGUCUGGAACCCUUCAGUGGUCUUUGCUAAAGAUGAUCGGCACGGCCAUGGUUAUGUUGGUAGCUAUCUUAGCUUAG